Molecule: messenger RNA, 1858 nt
Organism: Ornithodoros turicata
Lineage: Eukaryota; Metazoa; Arthropoda; Arachnida; Ixodida; Argasidae
Product: putative nuclease HARBI1
Exons: 7
Coding region: 288-1502 (404 amino acids)
Source: RefSeq, a predicted model, not a curated record
CAUACCACAUCGCCAUCAGCAUGAUCAGACCUCCAGUUUUGGCGCUUUCGUCUGCAAACUGCGUGUCGAUUCUCGCUCUCGGUUCUCGUUCUUCAACCAGUUUCCCUGAACUUUUUGCGUGUCUUAUAUUGUAUCAUAUUUCCUAUUUAGUUUGUUAUUUUUGUAAUACGUGUGCAUAAUCGUUAACUGAGUGUUUUUCAGCGUCGUUUAUUUUGUUUAGUGUAUAUACCGCGUUUCCUUUGUUCAGUGUACAUAUAGUGUUUUGUUUCGUUUGGGAUUGAGGAACUAUGAACCCCUCGCCGCGAAAGCGCAAAGCUGCUGCUUUGGUUGUCGCACUGCUACCUGAGCUUUUGGGUGAAGGCAGUGAAAGGUCGCCAAAAAGGAAGAGACCGUGGGUGAAGGCGAUAUCGAAGGCCCAUUCACAAGUUGGCGCGCAAAACAGCCUACUUCCUGUCCUUCGGCUGAGCGACGACGACUUCAGGGGCUACUUGCGGAUCAGCUCGACUGAUUUUGAAGAGCUUAUCUCCGGCAUCCGUGAGGCUGUGGAGUGUGAGGACACUUUGAUGCGACCAGCUUUAACGGUAGAGGAGCAGCUGACCAUCACGCUCCGUUUCUUAGCCACAGGAGAGUCGUUCCACUCUCUUCACUAUCAGUACUGCGUUGGUACCAGUACAAUCCACAACAAGGUGAAGAAAGUCUGUGGAGCAUUGUGCGACUACCUGAUUCCCCGGUACAUGAGGCUGCCGGCUACCAGUGCUCAGUGGGAAGAGGUUGCCGACAAGUUUUUUGCCCGUUGGCACUUCCCCCAUUGUCUCGGUGCUCUAGACGGCAAGCAUGUCAGAAUUCGGUGUCCUCCAAAGGCUGGCUCUUCGUUCUUUAAUUAUAAGGGUCACCACAGUAUUGUGCUGAUGGCACUUGUGGACGCAGAUAAGAAGGCCAUCUUCGUGGAUGCCGGAGUGAAUGGGAGGUGCAACGACUCCAUCACCUUUCGUGCAACGGAGUUGUUCCGGAAGCUUGACAGCGGGGACUGCAACAUCCCUCAGCCUGUCCCACUUCCUGGCCAGACAGUUCCAACGGGGUUUGCUGUCGUCGCAGAUGCUGCAUUUCCCCUGAAGAAGUACAUGCUGAGGCCUUAUGCUCAGAAAGAUCUGCAGCAGAAGGCAAACCGCGUUUACAACUACAGGCAUUCGCGAGCCCGGCAUGUGGUUGAAGCAUUCUUCGGCAUAAUGAGCUCGCGGUUCCGUGUCCUGCUGACGGAGAUCAAUGGCUUGCCUGAAAACGUGACACGGAUUGUCCUUGCAUGUUGUGCUCUACACAACUUUGUAAGCCACAAGGGAAACCAGCAGCCCACGUCGCAAGCAACAGGAGGACUCGAGGACCUCGAGGGGUAUGGUGCCAAGUCAUCAGAUGAGGCUCGAACGAUGAGGGACCGCUUCAGGGAAUACUUUGUGAGCGAGCGUGGUGCCCUGCCCUGGCAGGACAAAUACCUAGAUGCACACUAAACUACCACCACUGCUGUGUCCCGGGCCACACACACCCAGCAGUUCUUCUGAAUGACCUGGUGCAAUGCCUCAUCAUUCUUGCCCUUCCUGGACAUUCCAUCAUCACCAAUCAGGACUCAUGUACACCGUCUCCUUUGGUCCCUGUGUAUUGGGUAGUUCAUCAUGGCCCUUAAAGAGUACCCUCAGAAGAUUAUCCUCCAAAGUGUGUUGGAACUGUGUAAAUGACAAGAGUGGUUCUGCAUGGGGAGCAACUUUCUUUGUACUAUAUUCUACCUCACAUUUUGCUCUUGUUUAAAUGUGUAUGCAGCCACAUGUGUACACCACUGCCACUACCAUUGAGCAAACACAACUUUAGC